Salvia miltiorrhiza (redroot sage) is the source of this 760-nucleotide messenger RNA. RefSeq lists its product as uncharacterized. Lineage: Eukaryota; Viridiplantae; Streptophyta; Magnoliopsida; Lamiales; Lamiaceae. Gene Ontology annotation, molecular function: zinc ion binding. The record is from RefSeq and is a predicted model, not a curated record. The transcript has 2 exons. Bases 55 to 567 code for a protein of 170 amino acids.
ACCCUAGCUUCUCACUUCUCUAACAUACGAACGGAAAGAUCAGAAUCGGUAGCAAUGGGGAAAACAUGGGACAGCGAGACCGGGGAAUCAUUGUCGAGCUCCAGUUCAUCUGGCUUGGGGAAUCAAUUUCGAGGUAGUUGGUUGGCGCGCCCAAAGCUUUGUAAGCAUGGCUUGGCCUCAUUGAGGACUUCACACACGCCAUUGAACCCUAUGCGUCGUUUCCACUGCUGCAGUCGAAGGGGGACUAACGAAGAUUGUCACUUUUGGGAAUGGCUUGAUCCUGAGUUGUCUGACCACUACAAAGAGUGCAUUUCAAAACUGAAGCUACAAAUUGUUAGGGCCGAGGAGGAGCGGGACCAAGCUAUAAUGGCGGGGAAUUUGAGUCGUGGAAGGUUGGAAUCUCGACUAUCUGAAUUCGAUUCUGCCGCAUUUGAGGUUGAUUUACUGAAGGCGAAGAAUGACGAGCUAGAACACAUUGUCCGACCUCAAGCUAUGAAGCUUCGUACCACCAAAUGGCUAUUCUGCGUUGUGGCUGUCUUGUUUUCUAUUCUCUGGCUCAUGAAGUGAAGAAGUUGGUUUCUUAAGUUUUGAGAUAGGUUCCUUUUGUAAUAGACUAAGGUUGUAAUGGUUUAGAUAAGGCCAAGACUGAAAAAUCUAAUAUUUGUUCUGUGUACUAUUUGUAGGCCUCCCCCAUCAUUAAGCUGCGUAAUUAUGAUGGAAGACAUAUAAUGUCUUUGUUUUGGAAAUGAAAUUAGUGUGA